UACAAUAUUACAACUCAGCCGAUGAUAGGUUAUAUUCAAGCACGUGCUGUAUCCAUCCCUAAUUCGCACCGGUUGCCAUCUAAUGGCCACGCUGUUUUGUGGCUCGACAGAACAUACGAGGUCUCUUAUUUUCGAGACUGCCAUUCAUUGGGCGGACGAAGGCCGACGAGUAGUUUACGUCGCGCCUAAACCGCUGGCAUCGCUGCCCCCUAUUUAUCACGACAGAAAUCCACCGGCUGCCGCGACCUUCAAAUUGAUUCGGUUCAUGUACUUGCCGAAUUAUGAGGCUUUGAUGGAACAGCUAGUGGACCUACAUAAAUUCGAAAUUCUGCCCACCGUCCUGAUCAUCGACAAUCUUGAGCACUAUGCCUCCGAUCCCUCUGUCAAAGGACACAGGGAGAUCCAUAUAGCGAGGAUGUGCACCCUUAUUCUGGAUUCGAUGAAUGCUGUUUCGAAGAUUACAAACAUAGAUGUUCAUGCGUGUGCCUCCAUAGACAUUGAGAAAGACCUCCCCAGGUCUGUUUACGCUUUGUACUUUGACAACAUCUGGGAAUUCACCCGUGACCAAGACAAGGAGGGUACGUUCUGGCUGAAAAAGAUGCAAGUAGGUCUGUCGAACGCUUGCUCGAUGUUAUACAAGUAUGCGAAACGUCAAGACGGGAGUGUGAUUUUUGAAAAGGCAAUGCAAGAGACGGUGAAGGUAUACGUGUCGCUCAAAGAAGAACACACGACUCAGGAAACAGACUCGUCUACCAGUUGAUCGGCAAUCUGUAAUUAAUACUCUCUAGUGCUUACUUUUUCACUUGAGCUCCUAAGAAACAAUCCUUUUCGUUUAUUACACAUUAGAAAACAUACGGACGCACAGUGAUGGGAUAUUAUCUUAACACUUUAGUUAUUCUAUUUGUGUUCGCAAAAUUCAUUUGAACGUCGAUGUUUCCAAUUUAAAGGGCAUCGGUGUAGAUUGCAGUUGCAGAUGUUCGGGGGACGUUUCUGUGUUAAAUGUUUCCUCGAUGAUGCCAAUUGUUUACAAUAUCGCCCAGAGGUCUACGAGUGUCAUACGAUAAGGCCCGUCACCCUUUUUCUCGGAGAAAAACACGGAACAGACGCCGUUAGCAUCAGCGCGUUACAAUUAUUGUACGCCGGUGAAUCAUAAAGUAACGGAGCUAUAAUAACGUAAUUGUUCCCGAUGGAAAUAGCCUUUUGAUAAGGCCGUCUCUGGGAGCGGGAGGGAGAUCGUCGGAGAAGAAUCAUCCCUUGUCCGACGAGUUCAGUAAGAUGAGGUCGCUCAAGGCUCAUGGGUCCAAAUUGUUCUCCGAAAAAAAGAGUCCUGAACGAUUGUAUCUGGCUUUGAUUAAUUUUGUCAAGAAGGUUUAUCUGAAGUUUUAUUAACGAGACAUUUAAUUUUCAGAAUUUAUUUCGAAGAUAAUCACCUACACAUGGUGUGAGGUAAUUAUCUUCAAAUCAUUUGUCAGUAAACCUUGACCUCGGUGUUAUUCGCUUCAAGUUUGGAGUUUAGUUCUAGUCCUUAAUGAGAUUCCCAGUCCACGGACCGUUAGUAUCGCGGCCCAUUCUUUAGACCCUUAAACCUUAAUGCCCAAUUACUCUCCGUCACGAUUUGCAAGUCAUAACGACCAAGGGCUCGCUUUCUUAAACGCAUAAGAGGCGAGAGCUCACGAAAAUGCCCGCGGGGUCCGGGCCCAAUCUCCAUAAACCAUAAAUCGGGUCAUACGAGUUGCAUAAGUCGCGGAAUCGUCGCUUCUGGAGCGGCGAAUUCCACUCGCGAGUAGGUUUCGGAUCUCAUGUAAGCCUGCGUGUCUCAUUUAUGUAAUUUGUGUAAUAUGUUCGUUACAAUAAUAGGAGAACUUGCAUACAUAUCGUUCCUCUUCGAUCCAACCGCGUCUCUAUGGUAAACGUCUCCAUGGCAACCGUUACCAGAGUACGCGUCUCCGU
Molecule: messenger RNA, 1950 nt
Organism: Orussus abietinus
Lineage: Eukaryota; Metazoa; Arthropoda; Insecta; Hymenoptera; Orussidae
Exons: 4
Coding region: 83-760 (225 amino acids)
Biological process (GO): double-strand break repair via homologous recombination
Cellular component (GO): Shu complex
Molecular function (GO): single-stranded DNA binding
Source: RefSeq, a predicted model, not a curated record